CGCACGCGCAAGCGAUAACAGGAGCGCUUACACGCUUGCUCAUCUCUAUGUGGCAGCGGCUGCAGUGGUGAAAAUUUGAGAGCAGCCUUUUUUACGUGUAGUUUUUUUAAUUGCAUAUGAAGGCACGACACAAGGAACAACUAAAAUGUCAUAUCCACCGCGUGCGCCGAUGCCGCCAUAUAUGAAUGCAUCGAUUCCACCGCCGCAUCUGAUGCCUCCGAUACCCCCGCCACGCAGUUACCGCAACUCGGCGACGAUCAGCUCACAGCCAACAGUGUAUCAUCGCCCACCAGAGCCACAGCCCCAAUUCCGAGGACCCGUCAUUACCGUCUUUGUGGGCAAUAUCAGUGAACGCGUCCCGGAAUCGUUGCUGAAGCGCAUAUUGGCCGCCUGUGGUGUUGUUAUCAAUUGGAAGCGUGUCUCCACAUUCGGAUUCUGUGAAUUCGAUGGUCCCAUUGCGGCGAUGAGAUCUGUAAGGCUGCUCAGUGAACUGGAGAUUGAUGGUAAGAAGCUGGUGGCUAAGGUGGAUGCUAAGAACAAAGUGCUAAUCGAGGAUUACAAGGAGAAGGAGUGCAAAAAUGGCGAGGGCGGUCCCAAUGCCAUGGAUGAAAAGACUGAGGACGAGUUUGCCACCAGCCAGAUGCACGAUCUGCUCGAGGAGCAUAAACACGAAUUCGAGGGUUUUGAUGGCACCAAUCGCGGCGAUCUCUAUGGCAGCAGCAGCAGUAGCAAUCGUAACAAGAAGACGCGACGCGGCGAAGAUGACAUCAAGAUCAAAUCCUUAAACGACAAUGCACUCGAAGAGGAGAAACGUAAUUUGAUCAGCAGCGAGAUUGGCAAAUUCCGUAAACGUGCCGAAGCCGACGAGCAUCGCAAGGAGCUCGAAAAGGAGAAGGAAAAGGAGAAGCAAUUGGCUAGCAAAGAGAAGGAAAAGGAACGCGAACGUAAAAAGCAACAACGCGAGUCGGAGCGCAAAAUCAGCGGCAGCAGCGCUAGCGGCAGUGCCAGCGCCAGCAAACCCCCUACAGCGGGCAGCGAAGUGGAGGAGGUUGUAGAGAUCAACGAUAAGGAGCAGUCCAGCAAGGAGCCAGCCAAUCAACGCAGUCGCAAAGAGUCGAUUGUCACCAUCGAUGAGUCGCCUGUGCGCUUGAGCAAGGAGCACAAGGAGCGCCUAACCACCAGCGCCAGUGACGCCCAUAAGGAUGGCCGACGUCGCGAUCGCCGCUCCAAGUCCCGCACCAAGGAACGCGAUCGUGAACGUGAGCGUGAGCGUGAUCGCGAGCGCGAGCGUGAACGUGAACUGAUGCGCGAACGUGAGAUGCGUGAGCUGCGCGACAAGGAGCGUGAACGAGAGCGUGAACGUGAGCGGGAGCGCGAUCGUGAGCGAGAACGUGAGCGUGAACGGGAGCGUGAGCGAGAGCGCAUCGAGAUGCGUGAGCGGGACAGAGAGCGUGAGCGGGAACGCGAGCGCGAAGAGAAGAUCAUCAAGCCUGUGCGCGAUGCACGUCGCGAAAAGGAAAUGGAGGAAGAGAUACGCGAGCGCAAAAAGGCCGAUAAGAAGGCACGCGAAAAGGAGGCCGCCUACCAGGAGCGUCUUACCAACUGGGAGAUACGCGAAAAGCGCAAGGCCAAGGAGAACGAGAAGUAUCGUCUCAAGGAGCUGCUGCGCCAGGAGGAGCGCGAAAAGGACGCCAAACGUUUGAAGGAAUUCGUUGAGGACUACGACGAUGAACGAGAUGAUGCGCUCUAUUAUCGAGGCCGUGAGCUGCAGCAGCGUCUGGCGGAACGAGUGCGGGAAGCUGAUGCCGAUUCGAAGGAUCGUGAAAAGGAGGCCGACGAACUAACCGAACUAAAGAACAAAAUCUUUAGCGGAGAAUAUGAGAAUCCGUCGCAGGAGUUCGAAAAGGCACGACGUGAAAUCGAAAAGCUCUACGAGCCGCGUAUUCUGAUCAAUGUGAAUUUGGAGGCGCAGCGACGCGAUGCAGAGCCGCAGCAACAACAGCAGCAGCAACAGCAACAACUGUUGCAGCUGCAGUCAGAGCGACGCAAGCAACAGCUGAAUGAAGAUUAUGAUAGCAGGGAUAGUGUGAUUGGAGUUGGAGUUGGUGCAGUGGUGCAUAAGGCGCCACCAUCGGAGGAUUCCUUAUCGACCAAUGAUGAUCGCGCCUCCAUGGCGGACACCGCCUCCAAUGCCAGCGGCUAUUCACAUCUUAAGAACAGCAACAACAACAAUAUUAGCAACAACAGCAACCAGGCUGGUGGCGGCGGUGGCGGAGGAGGAGGUGGAGGCGAUGAUAGCGUUAGUCGACAGAACAGCGAAUCAAGAGAUUCUUUAGCCAACAUCCAUACACCCACAAUGAAUGCCAUUGAGAAUGAUCAUCAGACGGUGGCAGCAGCCGCUGCGGCUGCCUCAGCUAUGAGCAUGCCGCUCAUCUCUCUCACCCUCGGCAACAGUCUCAAGAAGAAGGUGAUCGAGACAACGGGCGUCUUUAUCAACGAUGACGAUAACGACGAGAACAUCAAUCCCAAGAAGCGCAAGCUGGUGCCUUUAGAUUAUGAUGACAAUAUAAGCAAUAGCACAUCAUCGAUAAGCGCAUCACAGACGGCUGCGGAGCGUCAGAGUUCUGCUGUAUCAGCGGCAACAGCGGCUGCCGCUGCCGUUAGCCAAAAGAUAGCAAAUGCGAGCGGAGGCGGCGGCGGCGGCGGUGUCGCUGGCAAUGGAUCUGGCUCUGCAUCCUCCGGUUCAAGUGGCAAGAAUAGCAGCAGCCAGCAUGGAAAGCAUGGCGGUGGCAGCAGCAGCGGUAGUGGCAGCGGCAGUGGCAGUGGCAGUGGCAACAAUGCUGGCAGCAAACACCAUGGUAAGAAUGAUGCAGCUGCAUCUGCGGGGAGCGCAGAUGCUGCCGCGACAAACACCAAAAAGGAUGAGAAUGGUGCAAAGGUGCAUGAUGAAAAACGGCGGCAUAUAAAAAGCAUUAUUGACAGGAUACCCACACAAAAGGAGGAGCUAUUUAAUUAUAAGCUUGACCGCAACGAGAUUGAUAGUGGUCUAAUGGAACGCAAAAUACGUCCAUGGAUCAAUAAGAAAAUCAUCGAAUACAUCGGUGAGCCGGAGCCAACGUUAGUGGACUUUAUAUGUUCCAAAGUAUUGGCCGGUAGUCCGCCCCAAAGCAUAUUGGACGAUGUCCAAAUGGUGCUGGACGAGGAGGCUGAAGUGUUUGUGGUGAAAAUGUGGCGCUUGCUCAUCUACGAACUGGAUGCCAAAAAGAGUGGCAUCGCUGGCAAGUAGAUGAGAGAUGGCAGCGCCUAUAACGGAGACGUUGCUAUAACUUUAAGUUACAUUUGUAAUGCCUAGAUACUAUAUAAAAAAAAAA
This is a messenger RNA of Drosophila hydei, 3371 nucleotides long. Its product is annotated as RNA-binding protein 25. The transcript is spliced from 7 exons. Gene Ontology annotation, molecular function: mRNA binding. Gene Ontology annotation, biological process: mRNA processing; regulation of alternative mRNA splicing, via spliceosome. Gene Ontology annotation, cellular component: spliceosomal complex. Lineage: Eukaryota; Metazoa; Arthropoda; Insecta; Diptera; Drosophilidae. The record is from RefSeq and is a predicted model, not a curated record. The coding region runs from base 146 to 3286 and encodes 1046 amino acids.